UCGAUUAGCAAGAAAAUAAUAGACGAAAAUGGAGGAGAUUCAUGCGCCUGUACACGACAACUCGCCGUCGAUAGAGCACAUCUUACGUCCAAUAUCUUACACAUCUUGGUGCAUGGGCGUAGGUGUUGCACAUCCGCGAAAGUGUUCAAAGUAUGUGACGAUAGUCAUACGUAUCAUUCACCUGAUAAUAUCUACGAUUUACUUAAUAACAUUUUACCAGGAAUACGUUAUGUAUCGAGGUAUACGUUUAAACGUGAUUUCAAUAACGAAAUUCAUCCACGUUAUAAAUAGCAUAAUAUACUUCAUAACGGUAUAUUAUUACUUUUAUCACGGAAUCAGGCAGUACAACUGGUCAGAGCUGAUUGACAAAAUAAAGGAGCUCGAUCGAAAGAUCAGGAAAGAAACACACAUGAACAAUCAACCAGUAAAAAUCAUGGAAGCAGUAGCGAUUCUCAUGACUUUUGUCUGUUGGCCUUUGAUUCCAAUUGUGAUACAUCUAUAUUAUUUUAUAUAUUUACGUAUGUCUUUUAUUUAUGCGCUCACUACUUGGCUGUUUUAUUACAUGAUGGCACGGUCGUUGAUCAACAGCUUCUUCUUUGACAUUGUCGUCUAUGUGCUGUAUUAUAGAUAUCAAACGAUAAAUAAAAUGCUCGGCCAUUUGGAUAAGCUAUCUGAUGCACCAUUGAUCGCUCUGAAAAUUAGACGCAUCAGAGAAUUGCAUAAUGAUAUUUGUGAUCUCAUUAUUAUGAUGAACAAUACUCAUGGACUUUAUCUUCUUUUCUGCUCGGCAAACUGCUUCUUUUUGGUCACGACUAAACUAUACGAUGCGUACUUAUCUAUGGGGAAAGAACGAUAUGCGAAUUCAUUGCUGUUUUAUACCGAUUCCAUUAUAUAUACUGUGCAAUUUGGUUUGGUAUGUUGGAUUUGCACACUCGCGCGUCAAGAAUUCGAUAAAACCAAGAUAAUUAUGUGCGCAAUUGCAUUGAAGUACCAAUCUAUGAAGUUUGAUAAAUUGAACGAUACAAGGAAUCAAUCGAGUUUAGAGGUACGACUGCCAUUGGAAGGCGCGGACAGCGAGCAAAAUUUUAAUAAGAGUAACAGUCACGAUUGGAAUUACGUUGUCAUGGAAAAUCUUUUGGGCAAAAUUACGGCUGAAGACAAUGUCAAUAACGAAAUUAAUGGGUUUUUGAUUCAACUACAACAUCGUCGAGUAUCAUUUAUGGCCUGCGAAUUCUUCGAAAUGAACAAUAAUUUGUUCUGUAGUUUUGUCGGAGUAAUCUUCACAUAUUUGAUGAUCUUCAUUCAAUUUGCUUAACAAUCCAAACAUCCGAAUAAAAACAGAUUAACUAGUAGUUUAUUAAUAGUAUAUGUGUAUGAAUAUUAUCUGUUGAAAGAAGUUAUAGUUGUAAUGCUUUGUUUAUUCUCAAUAAUUUUAUUUCGUAUUAAUGAACGUGUAAAUUGUCGCAUAAGAGAAACCAUAAGAAAUUUUUCUUUGUAUAUGAAUUAAAAGAACGGUUACUGAUUUAUGUAAAAACCUUAUUUAUGUUAUGAAUUUUACAUUAAGGGACAUAUGAUACAAAAUAAUUUAAAUAUUUAAUUUAUUGCAUAUAAAUAAUUAUUUACAUAUGUGCAUAUAAAAAAAUAAGUUUUUAAUGAUACAUUUAAUGACACGCAAUUUAAUAUUGUAGAAUUGCAGAGCUAAUACGUCGUUCCUUGUUGUGUUACAUAAAUUAUCAGUGAAAAUUCACGGCACGCUUUCGUAGAAGUGUUUUGUUACCAGGAAAACUUUAUUAUUUUUUUUACACAAUAUUCUGCGUGGGAAAGUAUAAUGUAAUCAGUUUUGUUCACGUUAAUUAUCAAGAGUAUGAAACGAAAAUGGAAAAGAUUUGUACACUGAUAAACAAUAACACGCCCUCUCUGAGGCGCGAGAGCACGUUACGUCUCCUAUCGUACAUACAUACUUUGGUUUCUAGGCGUUGGCAUUGCACGUUCGCGCAAAUGUCAUAAGAGUAUCACGUUAAUUUUAUGUACAAUUAAUUUAAUUAUAUGUUCUAUUAUUUUGAUA
Molecule: messenger RNA, 2065 nt
Organism: Monomorium pharaonis (pharaoh ant)
Lineage: Eukaryota; Metazoa; Arthropoda; Insecta; Hymenoptera; Formicidae
Exons: 3
Coding region: 29-1315 (428 amino acids)
Biological process (GO): sensory perception of taste
Cellular component (GO): membrane; dendrite; axon
Source: RefSeq, a predicted model, not a curated record